AAAGCUAGCGCCUGCUGGUCUCCCCGUGCUCCAUCUCCGUUUUGAUCAGACAACUUCCCGAUAAACAACUUGGAAAUAGGAACAGGCUAGGCUCGGCCGUCCCCUAUUCCCGAUUCGUCAACCAAAGCCCGAAUCUUAGCCGCCUCGCCCCGGCGUCGUCGGGGGAGCGCCGAGAUCCUCCUGCCAUGGACGGGCUCAUGUCCAAGCUCCGGAACCUGGACGCGUACCCCAAGGUGAACGAGGACUUCUACAGCCGCACCCUCUCAGGCGGCGUCAUAACACUCGCCUCUUCCUUCGUCAUGCUCCUCCUCUUCGUCUCCGAGCUCCGAUUGUAUCUUCAUGCAGUUACAGAGACAACUCUAAGGGUUGAUACCUCAAGGGGAGAAAAACUUCGCAUAAAUUUUGAUAUCACCUUUCCAGCCCUGCAGUGUUCUAUAAUUAGUAUCGAUGUGAUGGACAUCAGUGGACAAGAGCACCUUGAUGUGAAGCAUGAUGUAUUCAAGCAGCGAAUUGAUGCCAAUGGCAAUGUUAUUGCAACUAAGCAAGAUGCAGUUGGUGGGAUGAAGGUGGAAAAGCCCUUGCAGAUGCAUGGUGGCAGGCUUGAACACAAUGAGACCUAUUGUGGCUCAUGUUAUGGUGCAGAAGAACCUGGUGAACAAUGUUGUAAUUCAUGUGAAGAUGUCCGCGAAGCAUACAGGAAAAAAGGUUGGGGCGUAUCAAAUCCAGAUUCGAUCGAUCAGUGCAAAAGGGAGGGUUUCCUCCAAACUAUAAAGGAUGAAGAAGGUGAAGGAUGCAACAUUUACGGCUUCGUGGAAAUUAACAAGGUUGCUGGAAAUUUCCACUUUGCUCCAGGGAAAAGCUUCCAGCAGUCAAACGUUCAUGUUCACGAUCUGCUUCCAUUUCAAAAGGAUAGCUUCAAUGUCAGCCAUAAGAUAAAUAAAUUAAGUUUUGGAGAACCCUUUCCUGGUGUGGUCAAUCCCCUUGACGGGGCGCAUUGGUUCCAACAUUCACCAUAUGGAAUGUAUCAAUACUUCGUUAAGGUCGUUCCCACUGUAUACUCUCACAUAAAUGAGCAGAUUAUUCUCUCCAAUCAGUUUUCUGUGACAGAACAUGCCAGAAGUAGCGAGAGUGUCCGUAUGCAAGCUCUUCCUGGCGUGUUUUUCUUUUAUGACCUUUCGCCAAUUAAGGUCACAUUCACGGAGCGCCAUGUGUCAUUCUUACACUUCUUAACUAAUGUUUGUGCGAUUGUUGGAGGUGUGUUCACUGUUUCUGGAAUCAUAGAUUCAUUCGUCUACCAUGGCCAGAGAGCAAUCACUAAGAAGAGGGAAAUUGGCAAAUUCAACUAAAUGUUCAAUCAAGCCUUCCUGUUGCUGCCAACUAUUCCAUCUUAGGAAUCGAGUCCUCUCCAGGUUCCAAAAGUACGAGUGAACCAACCGGUUGGUAUCUUUGUCAUAGUUUUCGCUCUGGAACUUGUGAUGUGCUUGCAGACAACUGUUUUUCAAGUAACUGUUGGUGCCUUGCUUCCAGCAGAAGCUGCUGUCAUACAAAAUGGCUCAUCUUCGCACUCUGGCAAAUGGAACAUUUCAGAGGUGCUCCUUUUUGUACACUAGUCUACGAGGAAAAACGAGUUAUUGUUGUAAGCAGCAUGUUUUUUUUUUGUAUAUCUUUGUAAAUCCGCCAAGAGGACUGUAGACUGUCGGUAGAAUGGAUAUUUUUGGCUAUGAGUAAGUUAUAACAGGUUAUAUUUUUCUUCAUUUGCAGCCCUUGCAGGCCAGGUUAAAAGAUGUAAAGACCCUUUGAAGGAAAUUAAGUUUAUAUUUCUUUUACUGUGUUUCCUUUCCAA
This is a messenger RNA of Brachypodium distachyon (stiff brome), 1843 nucleotides long. Its product is annotated as endoplasmic reticulum-Golgi intermediate compartment protein 3. Bases 186 to 1346 code for a protein of 386 amino acids. The transcript is spliced from 13 exons. The record is from RefSeq and is a predicted model, not a curated record. Gene Ontology annotation, cellular component: COPII-coated ER to Golgi transport vesicle; endoplasmic reticulum. Lineage: Eukaryota; Viridiplantae; Streptophyta; Magnoliopsida; Poales; Poaceae.